CCUGUGGAGACCCCUACUAUCCUCCGCACGACGUGCUGCCCUGCGCCCGCAACCAUGUGCCGCACCCUGACCACCUUCCCAAACUCCUGCCUGGAGAGAGCUAAAGAGUUCAAGACGCGCCUGGGGAUCUUUCUUCAUAAAUCAGAGCUGAGCUCCGAUACCGGCGGUAUUAGCAAAUUCGAGUGGACCAGUAAACAUAGCAAAGAGAGAAGCUUCUCAGAAGAUGUCCUGGGAUGGAGGGAGUCCUUUGAUAUGUUGCUGAGUAGCAAAAAUGGAGUGGCAGCCUUCCAUGCCUUCCUGAAGACGGAGUUCAGCCAGGAGAACCUGGAGUUCUGGCUGGCCUGUGAGGAGUUCAAGAAGAUCCGGUCAGCCACCAAACUGACCACCAGGGCUCACCACAUCUUUGACGAGUACAUUCGAAGUGAAGCCCCUAAAGAGGUGAACAUAGACCAUGAGACCCGAGAGCUGACAAGGACAAAUCUGCAGGCAGCCACUUCCAGCUGCUUCGACGUGGCUCAGGGGAAGACCCGCACCCUCAUGGAGAAGGACUCCUAUCCGCGCUUCCUCAAGUCACCCGCUUACCGGGACCUGGCUGCCCAAGCCUCAGCCGCCUCCUCCGCCUCUGCGUCCAGCUGCAGCCCCGAUGAGCCUUCACACACUUGAGCUUCCACAGCAGCGAAGAAGAAGCCAGCGGGAAGAGAGGUGGAGUCACCGGUCCCUGAAGCAGCUGCCCUGUGUGGGAGGCAGGUUCUGCCCAACAAGUGCGAGAGGACAGUGAAGGGACACACGGUCCCGCAUCCUGGGUGUGAAGAACUCUCUCUCCUCCAUAUACUGUGGUGGGCUCAGCGUGCCAGCUGACGGCUGACAAGGAGGCUGUGUGGGGCGCUCUGGGGGAAGGGAUGGUGGUACAGCAGUUACGUUCACCCCCACCAGGGCACAAAAGAAUGCUGGGUGGUUGGGCACCUUGAGGAUAGGAGCUGGAGAGAACCGUGGCAGCUGUUCGCCUGCAAGACACUUGAUCUCCCCAGUCCUGGAUUGGGCCUAGAAGGAAAACUGUGAAUGUGGAACCUUCCUCUUCUGUGCUUGCCUUCCCAGAGAUACCAGGAGCCCUCUAGCUUAGGCUUCUUAACAUUCCUGUGUUCGUUCUUGCAGUCUCAUGGGGGUCAAUGAGUCAAUAGGAUUCUUGCCCCAAAUGAGAUUUUUUUUGUACCUCAAAAGCUGGCCUGUGAGCCCCUUCCCAGGUCAGUAAUAAAGCCUGAAAAAGAAGCCACUUUGCUCAUGUGACCCUAGACUGGGUGCUCUUGGUGGCCUUUUGUCGGUGGCCCCCAACCUUAACAUUUGCAGCAGGGUCCACCUGCGAACAGAGGGCUAACUGGGAGGCCUUACUGAGUCCUGCACAGCCUUGGAAGAUGAGUUCUGAGAGGAGGGAGGUGGGUGGAAGGAGGCUUCAGUCACCCGGCCAGCACUCAUGUCCAGGAACUGAGUGAGGGAGAGCCAUAGAAAAUCCAUCUGUGGGAGGAGCCUAAAUGUCUAGCUGAAAUCAAAUCAGUUCUCUUCCUGGGUAUCAGACUGGGAUCAAGAGAUGCCCCCUGGUGGAAAGGGAGCCUUGUGUUUCUUUCCUAUAGACAGGAGAUGCCCACUGCAGUUAGGGGAGAGCUAGGCCAGGGACCAAGAAAGCUCUGGAUGCAAAGCUGGAUGUACAGCCAGGUAGUAUCAGGGGCUGCUUAGAAGG
This is a messenger RNA of Phodopus roborovskii (desert hamster), 1732 nucleotides long. It is a transcript of the gene Rgs16, whose product is annotated as regulator of G protein signaling 16. Lineage: Eukaryota; Metazoa; Chordata; Mammalia; Rodentia; Cricetidae. The transcript has 5 exons. The record is from RefSeq and is a predicted model, not a curated record. The coding region runs from base 55 to 663 and encodes 202 amino acids.